Penicillium angulare is the source of this 1092-nucleotide messenger RNA. RefSeq lists its product as uncharacterized. Bases 1 to 1092 code for a protein of 363 amino acids. The transcript is spliced from 2 exons. The record is from RefSeq and is a predicted model, not a curated record. NCBI's taxonomy places the organism in Eukaryota, Fungi, Ascomycota, Eurotiomycetes, Eurotiales, Aspergillaceae.
AUGAAGGAAUACGUUGAGGUGACUGCUACGGCAGAGAGUGGCGUUCGGAUGUGCAAAGAAUGCCAUCAAACAAAGGAGACACAAGAAUUCGUCUCGGUACACGGAAAUCAGAUAUGCCUGAUGUGCGCGGACUGUCGUGAAAGACGUCGAGCUCGCCGCAUCAAGAGGAAAUUGCGAGACAAAGCAAAGAUCGAUGCUUAUAAUGAAAUGCAACCUACCCAGCCCACGAUUAUGCAGCCUCAACAACCAAUGAUGAUGCAACAUUCCCAGAGCAUGAUGAUGCACCCCUCCCAAGGGAUGAUGAUGAGCCCUCCCCAGAGCAUGAUGAUAAAUCCGUCUCAAAGCAUGAUGGUUCAGCCUCAACACAUGAUGAUGAUGCCUCCAGCUGCUAGCGGAGCUUACCAUGACAUCAUGAAACACUGGAACGGACCCAUGAAUAACCCAUGGAGCCCCGAACCUACUGAGUCGAUCCCAGAGGCCCAGUCCAGCCUUGAACCAGUCUCGGAUACACUUCAGUUAGAACACUUCUUUUGUCCCUCCUGCGGCCUUGCCAGAAGCACGAGAUUAAAUUACGAUGGCAUUUGUCUUUACUGUUUGGAAUGCGAGCAGAAGUAUUGCUAUUUUGGAAAGCAUGAAGUUGACAGAAAUGACUUUAUCGAUCGCCGGGGUGAUGAGCAGGUACGAUGCAACAAGUGCCGCGAGGGCGAGGAAUAUGAAGAAUCUGAGCAGGAAUCUGGUUCAGAAGACGAGCCAGAGAUAAAAUCGGGAUCAGAAGAUGAGUCGGAUGAGGAAUCAGAGUCAAAAUCAGAGGAAAAGCCCGAUACAGGGGAAGAGCACUCUAAAGAGGAAUGUGUUCAAGAUUCCUGUGAGAUUGAUGGUCGCGAACAACAUCGUAAUUUCCAGCCUAUGGAAGGGUUUGUGGAAGUGAAGCCGUCUACUAUUUCUACUGAUCCAAGCCACAUGAUUGACGAGGUUGAAGUCAAACAGGAACCCUUCAAUGAUACUCAGAUUGCUGGUAUAUCGCAAAUUGAACAUCUUCCCGCCGCUGUUGUUGAUGGCCGUCAAGUAUCAGGCCCCUUCAUCAUUGAUUAA